AUGAAGAAAUUGAUGUCGAAAAAAAAGGUUGUUAAAGGUGACACUAUUGAAGUCACCCAUGGCUAUAGUGCUAUCAUGGAUAGUAUGGUUAUGGAAAAGAAAGAUGAUCCCAGAGCUUUCAUAAGUCCUUGUACAAUUGAAACACGCGUUUUUGAAAAACCCCUAUGCGACCUUGGUGCAAGGAUCAACCUCAAGCCCUUUUUUAUCUAUAAGAAGCUUGGUUUGAAUGCCCCUACCCCGACCUCUAUGCGACUUUUAAUGGAGGACCAGUCUAUUAAAAAGCCGGUGCAAAUUUUAUUUGAUGUCCUAGUUAAAGUGGAUAAGUUUGUACUUCUGGUAGACUUUGUGGUCUUGGACUGUGAAAUGGACCAAGAGGUACGUAUCAUCCUUGGUUGUCCAUUUUUAGCCACUGAAAGGGCCAUUGCCAACUUAGAAAUGGGGGAGAUAAAGUUUAGGGUGCAAAAAGAUGAGGCUACUUUCAAGGAUUGUAAGAGGAAGAAGAAAUCCAUGGAGCUUCAAGUUGUUUCUAUGGUGGAUGUUGAGAUUGAGAAGGUGAAAGAAGGCAGCCUUGAGGAACCACCUUGA
Messenger RNA from Capsicum annuum, 585 nucleotides. RefSeq lists its product as uncharacterized. The record is from RefSeq and is a predicted model, not a curated record. The coding region runs from base 1 to 585 and encodes 194 amino acids. The transcript has a single exon. NCBI's taxonomy places the organism in Eukaryota, Viridiplantae, Streptophyta, Magnoliopsida, Solanales, Solanaceae.